Magallana angulata is the source of this 2208-nucleotide messenger RNA. Its product is annotated as E3 ubiquitin-protein ligase RNF14-like. The record is from RefSeq and is a predicted model, not a curated record. Lineage: Eukaryota; Metazoa; Mollusca; Bivalvia; Ostreida; Ostreidae. Gene Ontology annotation, molecular function: zinc ion binding; ubiquitin conjugating enzyme binding; ubiquitin protein ligase activity. The transcript is spliced from 11 exons. The coding region runs from base 254 to 1969 and encodes 571 amino acids. Gene Ontology annotation, biological process: positive regulation of proteasomal ubiquitin-dependent protein catabolic process; protein polyubiquitination; ubiquitin-dependent protein catabolic process. Gene Ontology annotation, cellular component: ubiquitin ligase complex; cytoplasm.
GCAGGUGGUUAUUGUUUUGCGGACCACUGACUAUUUUUUCAAUCAGUUGUCCACAAACAGAGAGAGAGAGAGAGAGACAUAUGUAUGUGUCUAUUGAACACGAAAAUUUACCGGAAGUGAAAGUGGAUUGCAUGAAUAAACUACGAUCGACUUACCAAAACUUGAAAACCGGAAGUGAAUAAUUGCACAAUCGUCAAGUAAACAAACAUGAAUAGAAUAUAAGGCCAGGGUGUCAAAUAAGUUUAUUAACACGAUGGCCUCGGGAGGAGAUGUUGGUCGUUAUUCGCAAACCCAUACCUGGGCGCCACACCACAGGAAUAAUUAUUUCGAACAAAGCGAUGAGGUGUUAGCCCUGGAAUCAAUAUAUGGAGAAAAUGAGAUGGGAUUAAAUAUUCUUAGUCGCCCUGAAACUGAAGCUGACAAUGAACCAAAAAAUGGACUAUUCUCAGUUCAGAUGUCUGUGCCAAUUGAUACAUCAGAUGAGAGAGUUACAGUGGACGUAUGUGUGCCAUUAAAUGAACUACAAAAUAAUGUUGACUUCUCUAAAUUCAAAAGAUCCGACUCAGGAAUGAGAAUCAUUGGUUCUGUAACUGUCAGACACUUGUAUCCGAUCAGCCUUACAAUCGUGCUUCCUCAUGAGUACCCCAGCAGUGCCCCUCCAAAGUUCACCAUAUCCUGCCCUUGGCUGACCUCUCUCCAGAUGACCUCGCUAUGUCAGGCCAUGGACAGACUAUGGGAGGAGUCCAUGUAUAUGCCUGUUUUAUUUACUUGGAUCACAUGGCUUCAGGAAAAUGUCAUGAAUCACCUUGGUUUGAGAAAUAGAAUAUUUCUGCAAGAUGAUUUGGAUGAAGGUGACAGUCGGGUUAUAUCUGAACAGAUGCCAAUUGAAGAGGCCUUCACAAGUAUGAUAAGGUAUGACCAGCAGAGAGAGGAGGAGGAAUUUGCGCAGAGUGAACAGGAGUGUGGGAUCUGUUUCACACAGCAAGCUGGCUCCUUGUUUCUAAGGUUACGACCAUGUAAACACCACUUUUGUCGCAUAUGUGUCAACGAAUACUGCAGGACGCAUAUAAAGGAGGGAAAUGUUCUAAACUUAAUCUGCCCUGAAACAGACUGCAAAUCAGAAAUUCCUCCGCCCAUGGUAACGGCAAACCUUACCCCUGAAGAGUAUGAGAGAUAUGAGACACUUUCUCUCAGGAAGGGACUGGACUGUAUGGGUGACAUUGUAUGGUGCCCCCGCUGUCAGAAUCCGGUCAUUCAGGAGAAGGAGGAGGCUCUGAGACUAGGUCACUGUCUUGGCUGUGUGUACAGCUUCUGUACCGACUGUCAGGAACCUUGGCACCAGGGAAGAUGUUACUCAGAUAUAUUUCAGGAAGAAGAAGAUGAGAAACUCAGACAAACAAAAAGUGAAGCAAUGCAGAAAAAGAGAGAAAGACUAGCCAGAUUAAAAGAAGAAAGGCUUUCCCGUGAAAUAAUUGAAAAAACUACACGUCCAUGCCCUAAUUGUAAAAUGGAUAUAUCCAAAAUGUCUGGGUGUAACAAAGUCAGUUGUGUGUAUUGUAACCAUUCGAUGUGCUGGGGGUGUGGUUUAGAUAUCACCAAGGAAUCAUAUGGACAUUUCUCCAAAUGUUCAUUGAGUGUUAUGCAUGAGGAAAUAUUUGAUGCCGGUAAUAUUUACAAUGAUGGAGGAGUUAACUAUGUAAUACGACCUUUUGCACGUGCACAUCAAAAAGAAAAAAAUCCGAUUGUUGUAGAAAUUGAAGUAGCCCUUGCAGCAAAUCCAGAUGAGAAGAUAAAUCUUAUUCGUUGUCCUUUCUGCAAACAGAAAAAUCUGAGAAAAAACCAGGACAACCAUAUCCGAUGCUGGAAUUGCACACGCAGUACUUGUUUUCAGUGCAAGAAGGCCAUUUCUGAAAAUCCGAUUACUAAACAUUUUUCGACUCCAAAUCUCUGCAAACAACACUCCAGUUGACAGAUUGAUUUGAUCUAUAAAGCCAGUCCAGAAUUUUUGUUCUCAUUCCUUAGCAUCCGAAGACCAUGCCUGAAAAAAAAGUUGGCCACCGAUAGGUCCAAUACAUUACAACACCCUUGUUAGAGCCUUUUAAAUAAAGAAGAGCAAGAUGUUUUGUUUUUCUUUAAGACACUUUAUUAGCUAUAUAACAAAAUAAUUGACUUGACAAACAUAAACUUAUUAAAAAAAUGUACAUUGUU